This is a messenger RNA of Dictyostelium discoideum AX4, 426 nucleotides long. RefSeq lists its product as hypothetical. Gene Ontology annotation, molecular function: ribonucleoprotein complex binding; zinc ion binding; nucleic acid binding. The record is from RefSeq and is a predicted model, not a curated record. Gene Ontology annotation, cellular component: nucleus; cytoplasm. Bases 1 to 426 code for a protein of 141 amino acids. Lineage: Eukaryota; Evosea; Eumycetozoa; Dictyosteliales; Dictyosteliaceae. The transcript is spliced from 2 exons.
AUGGGUAGAUAUAGUGGUCAUGGUGGUACACACACAAAAAAAAAACAAUACAAAAGAGCUAGAAGUACAAAAAAUAGAGCAAAAGACAUUGAUCAAAUUUUUGAUGAAAUCCAACCAGAAACUAUAGAUAAAUUUUCAAAAUUUGAAGUAGAUCCAGAUUUACCUGGUAUGGGUCAAAAUUAUUGUAUACAUUGUUCUAAACAUUUUGUUACAAAUGAAGAUUUACAAAGUCAUAUUAAAGGAAAACCACAUAAAAUUAGAGUAAAAGAAUUAAAAACUAAACCAUAUUCACUUGCAGAGAGUCAAAUACCAGUUGAUAAUGGUGUAAAAUUAAAUAGAGAUGCAAAUGGUGUUCCAACUACAACUGAUGUUACUGGUACAAUUAAAAAAUCAACAACUACAACAACAACCACCACUACCGUUUAA